Molecule: messenger RNA, 183 nt
Organism: Symbiodinium sp. CCMP2592
Lineage: Eukaryota; Dinophyceae; Suessiales; Symbiodiniaceae
Source: the annotation of a GenBank genome assembly
AUGCUGCAGAACAGCCGCCGUCAGCUUGAGGAGAUCCCCAUCGAAAGCCGGAUGAUCGUUCCUGACGAGAAGACGAAUGAGAAGUAUGCGGAUUUUAUGACCCAGGUGCGGGCCAUGUGGAAGGACGAGGAGGAGAAGAAGGAGAAAGGCGAAGAAGUCCGCCCCAAGAAGGAGGGUGUGUAG